This is a messenger RNA of Panthera uncia (snow leopard), 10664 nucleotides long. RefSeq names its product sushi domain containing 1 (gene SUSD1). Gene Ontology annotation, molecular function: protein binding; calcium ion binding. Bases 3659 to 5743 code for a protein of 694 amino acids. The transcript is spliced from 18 exons. Lineage: Eukaryota; Metazoa; Chordata; Mammalia; Carnivora; Felidae. The record is from RefSeq and is a predicted model, not a curated record.
GUUAUUCUUUAUGAAGGUGCGAGGCAGGCUGUCUCCAAUACCAAGGGAGGCCAGGCUGCCCUAAGCACCUCAAGGUGUUCAAUGGGCCCCACUGCCCUACAACAAGAAGAAGCAGAGGGUCAGUUCCUGCUUCCCUCAAGGUUGUACGUCAGUAGCCUGCAGGAAAGUUUGCCUGAACCAGGCACCUGGCUCUCAAGGCUGGCUGGAAGAACCAGGCGAUGACAGCCACCCCGAAGAAGAGGAAGAAGGCCACAAUCCAUUAUCUGAAGGAAGAGCAGCUCACAAGAUUAAUGAAACAGGCCUGAAAGAAGGUUGAGAAGAAAACUGACAAAUAGACAAAGGUCCUCAAGACUCUCAGACUCUGGUCUGAGUCUAAUAAAGACUGUUCAUUAAGACUGUUCAUUAAAAAAAAAAAUCCAUAAUUUACACAUAUUAUUUUUAUGAUUAGAUGAUGAAAUGCUAUUUUGUACAUUAAUAAAUUUAACUUGGGGCAUGCCUUGCUGGCUCAGUUGGUAGAGCAUGCAACUCUUGAUCUUGGGGUUCUAAGUUUGAGCCCCGUGUUGAAUGUAGAGAUUACUUUAAAAAAAUCUUUAAAAAAAUUUAAUUUUUAAGACUACGACUGUAACAUGCAGGGUCCUCUGAAAAGCAGGGUUCAGGAUGGGGACUCCUCUUACUACAAUUAAAGAGUAUCCUGACUUGGAGACAUUUCCUAGGGAAGUGACAGCAUGAAGGCUUAGGGCUGGGAAUAGGCAGAAUUUUCCUUUUAGCUUCAUUUUAAUGUAUGCCUUUCUUUUGUAUGUCCAUGACAAAUCAGACACCUCCAUUCCCCAGCAAAUUUCUUUUUUAAAAAAAUAUUCAUUUGUUAAUUUAUUUAGAGAGAGAGAGCAUGGGAGCAGGGGAGGAGCAGAGAGAGAGAAUCCCGAGCAGGCUCCAUGCUGUCAGCACAAUGCCCGAUGCAGAACUUGAUCUCAGGAACCGUGAGACUGUGACCUGAGCUGAUAUCAAGAGUUGGACACUUAACUGACAAGCCACCCAGACGCCCAGCAAAUUUAUUCAUGUGUAGAUUUUUUUAGACAAAAGCCCUUUUCUAUCUUGUGUUCCCUCUUGGGACCCCAUUUUCACCUGUUGAAAACAUACCUGUCUUUUAGGGUCUUGCUUGAAGGCCUUCUUAAUGAUACCUUUCCUAAUCUUGGAGACCAGAAGCCCCUUUUUUGAGGCCCCCAUAGGUCUUUGUUGCAGCCAGACAAAUGCUUCUUGAAAACUAGGUUGGUGUAUAUGCCUUCCAGUCCUUCCUACCUCUUUGCAGAGGCUACAAAUAUAGUGUGUGGUUUAAGGAGACUAUGGAUUCUCCUUGCCUAGUACCUCCCACCCUAGAGAGGUCCUGGGAGCCAGCCUAAGGUGACUUCAGCCUCAUUAUUCUUCGGGGAAGUGGAGAGUUGGUUUCCAGAAAGCCAAUGUUUAUUUAUUUUUGAGAGAUAGAGAGAUGGAGCGUGAGCGGGAAAUGGGCAGAGAGAAAGAGGGAGAAACAGAAUCCAAAGUAGGUUCCAGGCUCUGAGCUGUUAGCAUGGAGCCCAAUGCAGGACUCCAACCCAGGAACCACGAGAUCAUGACCUGAGCCAAAGUUGGAUGCUCAACCCACUGAGCCACCCAAGCGCCCCAGAAGUCAUCACAUUCUAAAAGACCAGAGGAUCUUUCUACCCCUUUACCAGAGGGUACACACAAUGGACUGCAUCUGAAAAGGUAAAGUGUGAUGGGUGUGCAUUUAAGGUUGUAUACCUGAGUUAUACAAAAUUUGAGUGUAUUACAAGGAUCUACUAUCAGCACCUGGGGGGAAAGAGCCACUUGAUUCUACACUAGUCAGACUAUUCUCAGAGUAUUGUGUUCAGCUUUGGAUAUAAAUAACUCCUUGAGUAGAUACAGUUUAAAGCAACAACAACAACAACAACAGGGGCACCUGGCUGGCUCCCUCAGUAGAACAUGCGACUCUUGAUCUCAGAGAGAUCAAUCUUGUGAGUUGAAGCCCCACGUUGAGCGUGGAGCCUACUUAAAUGUAAAAAUAAAAAUCAAUCAAUCAAUCAAACGAAACCAAAAGGAGUUACUUAAGGUUACUUCAGGGUUUUGGAAUAAACUCUCCACACUCACAGAUAAUUUUUAUAUCAAAUUAUUCUUUCUCAUCAUGGUAGCUACUUCUUAAACUCGAUUUGCCAAUGAUAAGAGAAUGAUAAGAGAUUCAAAGCCACACCCUCGAAUAUCAUAUGGAAAGGGAGGCGAGCUCAAAUGAGUUAGGAUUCAUGGAAAUGCAUGUUCACUAAAUUGAGAAGAGAGUGAUUCAGAAUAGCCAGUAUGCUCAUAAGCUAUUAUCACACCUGCUGUUUUUGUGACUUGCACCCUCUUUCCUGCUGAUAAAAUAUUUCUCUGUAUUUCCAUCAGGAACCACUCACUCCUCUCCAGCUCGGUCUUUGGGAUUUGGAUGUGGUUGACCCCACACUCAGGGUGAGCCCCGGUGGCUCCAGGCUAACUAUUGGCCCUAUUAUCCGGUAAGAUGGCGUGGUUGGUUUAGCUAAGGGUACUUGUCCCCAGCCGUAAACAGGCUCAAGGCUUUUGUGUCACUCUUGGGGAAGAGAAGCUUUCUCUGUCCACUGAGUUUGAAGCUGAGAGGAUUUAAGAACUUCUAUGGCAAGAACCACGUUAUGAUUGUCAGGGAGAAACUGAGGAGCAAGCAGAGCCAAGAGGACAAACUGGAUUCCAGGAGCACUGUUUCAGUUUGGUGAUGACCUUGGGUCAGAUCUGUUUGUGAAUAUUUUAGGUUAUGGGAGCCAAUAAAUUCCAGUUUUGAUUUCAACAUUUUGGAUAAUUUAAAGUCCCUCGAACAAAAAGUCUCUUAAACAGUACACAGCAGGGCUAUGAGGGAGAGGGACCUGGGAAAGAAGAACUUUAACAGCAGCUGGUGAGUUGGUAAGUUAUCCUGUUUGAGCAGGUGCAGUGGGUGCAACUUAGAUGAUAUGUGACAACCUCACAUGACAUGUGAGCAUCUACGAUUCCUGGCCUGUCAGCCCAACAUUGUGGCUGAUAUUGGCAAAUCGAGUUUAAGAAGCUACCAUGAUGAGAAAGAAUAAUUUGAUUUAAAAAUUAUCUGUGAGUGCGCAGGGUUGAUUCCAAAAACCUGCCAGGGAAAAUCAAAGCAUAAGAAAUCUUUUGAACUGGAUAAUACAUGCUUUCUUUUCCAUUACCCACUUUGGCACAGAUUCAAAGUUUCUCACUCAUAUCCAUUUUAAAGCAACUGUGUGAGCAAGUCAGUACAACGCGAGGUGUCUCAGAAUCCUGGAGACAGUUUGGGAGACAGUCACCUGGGGAUAUAUCGUCUAGAAACCACUGAGCCCUUGAAUGAACAGGAAAUUAGACAUGUCGGGAGAUGAGUAAUCUGAAGCUUUUCCACAUUGGCCUGCUCCAAGGAUGUGCAGCUGAGUGUGGAAAUUGACAGUGUUUUGGAGAGCCAGGUAGCUGGGAUUUGGGAAGCCUGAAGCCUAAAGAAGGAGCUGAUGGUGGUGAGCAGCCUGUAUGCAGCAUGUACACAGAUGAGGAGAAUAAAAUGCUUUGAUUUGGUUUAGAUGUCUGUGCCACUUGCCACAAACAUGCUACCUGCAAGCAAACAGAAGGGAUGAAGAUGUGUAUUUGCAAGUAUGGAUUUGUGGGCAAUGGGAGGACUCACUGCGUUGAUAAAAAUGAGUGCCAGUUUGGAGCCACUGUGGUCUGUGGAAACCACACAUCUUGCCACAACACGCUCGGAGGCUUUUAUUGCGUUUGCCUAGAAGGAUAUCGAGCCACGAAUAACAACAAAACAUUCAUUCCCAAUGAUGGCACCUUUUGCACAGACAUAGAUGAGUGUGAGGUUUCCGGCCUGUGCAGACAAGGAGGACGGUGUGUGAACACUUACGGAAGUUUCGAAUGCUACUGUAUGGAUGGGUACCUGGCAAAGAAUGGGCCUGAGCCUUUCCACCCGACCAGAGACGCCACGUCAUGCACAGAAAUAGACUGUGGCACCCCUCCUGAGGUCCCAGAUGGCUAUAUCGUAGGAAAUUAUACUUCUAGGCUUGGCAGCCAGGUUCGUUAUGCUUGCAAAGAAGGAUUUUUCAGUGGCCUGGAAGAUACAGUUUCAAGCUGCACAGCCUUGGGCACAUGGGAGUCCCCAAAAUUAAAUUGCCAAGAGAUCAACUGUGGCCAUCCUCCGGAAGUGCAGCAUGCAGUCCUGGUGGGGAAUCACAGCUCCGGGCUGGGCAGUGUGGCUCAUUACGUCUGUCAAGAGGGCUUUGAAAGCCCUGGAGGAAAGAUCAUUUCCAUUUGCACAGAGAAAGGCACUUGGAGAGAAAGUCCUUUGACAUGCACAGAAAUAAUUGCAGAAGUUAAUGAUGUAUCAGUGUUUAAUAACAGCUGUGUGAGGUGGCAAAUAAACCCAGGAAGAACAGUCUCCAAGAUUAUCUAUGUGAUACACAUAAAAGGACAACGGUUGCACCCUGUGGAAUCAGUUCAUGAGGAGACCGUCAACUUGACCACAGACAGCAGGACCCCUGAAGUGUGCCUAGAUCUGUACCCAGGCACCAACUACACCGUGAGCAUCUUCACCGCCCUGCCCACACGCUCCGUGCCCACCAUCAUUGGGUUCCGGACAGCUGAAGAUGAUCUCUCAGAAGAUGAUGCAACUUUCAAUAUUUCAAUAUUCAGCGAAGCUUGUUUGAAACUGAGCAGGGGCCCUAGGAAAGCUGGAUCAGAACAAACGUACCAAUUUAAAGUUCUGGGUCAGAGGUGGUAUCUGAAUAAUUUUUAUCAUGCCACAUCAUUUAACUUCACAACGAGGGAACAAGCUCCAGUAGUGUGUUUAGACCUGUACCCAGCAGCGGAUUACACAGUGAAUAUCACUCUACUGGGAUCUUCUGAGCAGCACUCAGUGCAAAUAACAAUGACAACUGCACCAGCAGUAAAACAGAUCAUCAGUAACAUUUCAAUAUUUAAUGAAACCUGCUUGAGAUGGAGAAGUACAAAAACAGCUGAUACAGAGGAGAUGUAUUCAUUCCACAUUCAGGGCCAGAGAUGGUAUCAGAAGGAAUUUUCCCAGGAAAUAAUCUUUAAUAUCACUACCAGCAGUCAGGCUCCCGAGAUGUGCUUGGACCUGCAUCCGGGCACCAACUACAGUGUCCACGUCCAGGCUUUGUCUUCUGAACUUCCUGUGGUCCUCUCCCUGACAACCCAGAUAACAGAGCCUCCCCUUCCAGAAGUAGACUUUGUCACAGUGCAUGGAAGGCCUCUACCACGUCUGAGACUGAGGAAAGCCAAGGAGAAAAAUGGACCGAUCAGUUCCUACCAGGUGUUGGUGCUUCCCCUGGCCCUCCAAAGCACUUUUUUUUGUGAUUCUGAAGGGGCUACCUCAUUCUUUAGCAACACCUCUGAUGCCAGUGGAUAUGUGGCUGCGGAACUACUGGCCGAAGAUGUUCCAGAUGAUGCCAUGGAGAUAUCUAUUGGGGACAGGCUGUACUAUGGGAAAUACUAUAAUGCACCUUUGAGAAAAGGGAGUGAUUACUGGAUUAUAUUACGAAUCACAAGUGAAUGGAAUAAGGUGAGAAGAUGCUCCUGUGCAGUUUGGGCUCACGUGAAAGAUUCGUCAUUCAUGCUGCAGCAGAUGGUGGGCGUUGGGCUGGGCUCCGUGGCUGUUGUGAUUAUUCUCGCAUUCCUGUCCUUCUCAGCUGUGUGAUUGCAGACGGGCACUACCUGUGGAGGAUGCACGGUGCUGAGGCAGAUGUUAUGGCUGUUUCUCAGGUGCCUGCCUAGACAGAGGCCCCAUGUGACUUCCACCCAGGUGUGUAUGGGUCUGCAACUUUUUCCAUUCCCAGCUUGGUCCCGUUUCUGGAUUCAGGAUGGUGAAUACCUCUGUGGAAUUCCCCAAAAGGAGGAAACUCAGGAAUUGCUGAUGUCUUCUCUGCUUGCUACACAACCAGUUCUGUGUGUGAACGUGAGACCCUUGAUAUACAAUAUAAUAUUGACCGCAGGCUAAAGAUCAUGUGGGCUGGACCCUUGUCUUCCUCUGAGUGAUACCUGAGAGUCAGCUCUUCUGGACAUUGAAUACAAGAGAGUCUCUGCAUCUUCCUUUAUGGCAUCUCUGAAUUAAUUUGGAAUCCAUCCUUUUACAAUGAGCGAUGAGGGGGACUUAAGUUUGGGCUAGAAUUUGCCUUUAUGAAGGAGAUCAUUCAAAAGGAUAGAGCUCAUUGACAGUAGGCAAACUUGUCAAACAUUUUAGAAGCAACCCUUUUCUUACAAUCGAUCGACAUGCGAAUAGUAUACUAACCCGGCCUGACUCCAGUAAGUUCCCUGCAAUGUGUGUUAGGCAGUGUCGCUUUGAUACAGAUCCAUUGGUUUACAGGUAAUCAAAAGCCACAAGUUUUCAUUCCAAUAAAAAUAUUCUGUUAAUUUAGUCAGUUCUUCUCUUCCACACCAAAGUUUAUAGCAGCCUUGUCUACCUUUUUUAUUACUCUCUGAUAUAAAUGACCUGUGCCUUCCUUUAGUAACAAUGGGUUGAAACGUUAUAAAGCCCGUGGCCAGAAUCCAUGUGUUCAUAGGGAAGGGGGAAGAAUGUGAGUGAUGUGUAAUCUUCCCCUUUACCUACAACCUCAGUAACUAUGACUGUUCCCUUAUCAUGAGCCAUGACACAUUAAAUGCAAGCAGCCGUGGGCCCACCGUCAACUUGCUGAAUUUACAGACGGAAUGUACUAGACUUGGCUUUUAAACUCUGAAUCCGUGUUCUUUAACUGUCUUCUCUAACUGGUGGUGUAAUUCCAAGGCUCAGUAAGAAAUGAAUGGAGAAGACAGAGGCGUGUGGCUUUCCUGAGUAACAAUGGUAUUAUCCCUUUUCUCCCUCUUCUAGGCCUGGAGAAUAAAAAGCAAGGGGGUGGAAACCAGGAGACAGUUAUAUUGUAUAACCUCAGGGCAAGGUGCAUAUGAACGUGGCCCUGGAACUGUGCAGUGUUGCAGUCCUGAGGAAAAGGGACAGUCUUUCUGAUAGGAUGGACUUGUGUGUCCUCUCUCCGUGAGCUUCCUGGGUGUUAGUGAGGGUCAGAUCUGUGUGGUCUGAGCUUGUGUAUUGCAGAUGAGGAAACAAUAGAAACAGUAGAAACAGGUGGAAACUGUCUAUGAAGCUGCCCUGGGAGAUCCAGGUCCAAGUAUAUCCCCUCAAUUAGGAAGAGUCAGAGAGAGGGAAGCAAUAUCCUGACACCUGGAUGUUCAGUAACAGCUGUCAGCCCCUGGCCCUGCCAGCUUAGGCAGUAUUAGGAAUAGUUGUCUUUUGUCCUCUGAGGUACUACCUUGGCCUACAACCGCAGAUGAGUGUUUAGAAACUUUCCUGCUCUCAUCUUAGGUGAUUUAUAGAGUAGAGCUCUCAAAAGACUAAUACAAAUACCUUUCUACUUUUAAUCUUUAUGUGCAGCUAUUCAAACUCAUACUAUUUUCACAGCUCUUGAAUGAAAUUUGGAAUCCUUACAAAUUAUUGUGGUUACUGUAGGGUAGGGUCUCUGAUGAGUAAGGUUUUUCCUAAAGUCUCCUCUAUCCAAAGAGAGAAUCUGAAUUAAUUAUUGUUGUUGUUGUUUUACUGGUUCUGUAAACACCAUAUGUUUCUGUAGCCCCCUUAAUUUCCAGCUCUACAAUUAACUGCCAAAGAAGUUACUGUGGUCCACAUGGGAACUUGGCAAAGUUGUCGUUGAAAGCAAGAAAUCCCACCUGCUCAGUAUCAAAAGUUUCUGGGUAAAAUAACUGACUAAAUAUUAAGUAAAAUGUUCGGUAAACUGUACUUCUGAGUACAUAACACAGUUGCUCAGUAGUAUUACUGAACAGAAGCAGGUGCUGAAGUUUGCAGAAAGGAUGUAUAUCUUUCUGCAGUUCUUUUCGAACAGUUUCCUCAUAAACAUGGCGGCGGGCAGCUUGAGGUCCUCUAAAUUCACCUGGGAGCUUUACCAUAAUACUGUUCUUUUUUUUUUUCCCCCAAGCAGAUUCGUGGUUAAGGUGGGGAGGGCAUCUCAGGAGAGCAAUAGUGGGUCUUCCCGGGAGAAUGCAGGGUCUGUCUGCCCAAGGGCUGCCCAGGCAGCACUUGGAGUCGCUUUGGAGUGCCUCUAAAUAAAGCCAGGUCCAAGCUGAGGAUGGAGGCAGGAUCUCCCCCUAUUGACUGUCAUGGGGAAGCGUGUAGAAGUGAGCACCGAGACCCAGUUGUGAGGUCCCUUCUAGGUUAGGAAUCAAAAUUAGAGGUUGACCAGAUAGGAGCAGAUUGUUCCCUGGCUGAUUUGUGUGUCUGCAUGCCUGAGGUUUUUGUUUAUCUCCACUGGAGUUUUUGUUGAUACACAUUCUUCCAUUCCAUCCUCAUAACAGUCGUGUGUGGUGGGAAGGUUAGGGGUUACCGUUUUUCCCACUUUAGAAUGGAGAAAUGGGUUCAGACAGGUAUGUGGCCUGAGUUGUGGGGCCGAGUCGUCUGAUGCAAGUCUAGUCCUCAUUCCUAGGAUUUGAUUGGCCUUGAGCUCACCUUUGGACAUCCCUUUUGGUUUUGGGGAGAGUCAGGCCUUUGUGUUUCUCUCUCCAUAUAUGUGUUUUAACCAUUGACCUUUCUACUGUAGCCGAUCUUCUUUUAUCUGUCUUUUCAGUAAAAGGUAUCUCCCCCCGAGAUCUCUUCUACAAGGAGCCACAAACCAUCAAAGAGUUGGAGGUUAAUUAGGGGAAAUAGGUAAUAGUUUGUCUCUGACUCAAGACCUGAAACUGUAGCUGGGCACUUAACCCAAGACCAGAGCAAAAGUGAUGAUCUUGCAAUUCCACAUUAGUUUGGGAUCAAGUUAAUACUUAAAGUGAUGUUAAAGGAAGUAAAAAGGUGUUCCCUUUUUAUUGCUGAUCUCACAUUUGGAGUUUCUAAACCUUCUAUUUUUCCAUUCUAUUCAUCUAAGAGAAAACCAAUGUUAGUAGUAGUCAAUCAAUUAGUGCUUUAGGGGCCUUUUGCCUGCAUGACUGUUGUUGCUGAACUGAAGUGCUGCAUUUUGGAGAGGAAAGAGGAUGGGGCUUUCUUUGUGCCUAAUGUGGACAGGUGAUACAUUGAAGCAAAUCAAUUAAAAAAGCAGUGUUCCUAUUGUUUGAGAGAGAGAAGGAGAAUAAAUGAAUCAUUUUGGUGAUGUGUGUGUGUAUGCAUGUGUAUCCAUAUCCAUACAUUUUUUGGUGCAACCCAUUUUUUGGGUUACAAACAUGGGGUCAAACUACAUGUGUAGUUUUGUAAACUGCUUCUUUCAUUUCUGGGCACAUUUUUUAAAUGCAGUCAAUGGUGACCGCAUUAGAAUUUUGUGCCAUAUUUUAUUUAGCCAAUACUCUUUUGUGCAUUAUGUAUUUAGGAUGUUUCCAGAUGUUUACUAUUCUUAUACAAAUUGUAUAAUUGUGUGAAAUUGAAAAUGGUAUAUGUUUUACGUUUACUACAUAUUGUCAGAGGAAUCUCAGCAGAAAGUUUAUACCAGUUUACAAUCUCACUAGCAGAAAGCCUCACCACUGGGCACUGUUGAUAUCUUUCAUCUUGAUUAAUCUGAUGGGUGAAAAAUGAUGUUUCCAUGCUUUAUUUGCAUAUCUUUAUUUUUGCAUGUUGAUUGGUCAUUUGUAAUUCUGUCUGGGUGAAUUGCCUUUUUUCUCGGUACUUGGUUUGUCUUUUAUUGAUAUGAAAAGCUCUUUGUAUCAUAGUAAUUUUUAUUCCUGGCUGUCAUAUAUUUUAUAAACAAAUUUUCUAGUUUAUCAUUCUCCCUUUUGACCCUGAUCGUGUCAUAUCUUGCCACACAAAACCUUAAAAUUUAGGUAGUCAGAUUUAUCCAUUUUUUCCUUAUAUAUUGUAUCUUUGGUGCCAUGCUUGAGGGACCUUCCAAUCUCAAGGUAAUAAAUAUAAUUCAGCAGUUUUAAAAAACAUUUAAAUCUAGGAGCGCCUGGGUGGCUCAGUCGGUUAAGCGGCCGACUUCGGCUCAGGUCAUGAUCUCGCGGUCCGUGAGUUCGAGCCCCGCGUGGGCUCUGGGCUGACGGCUCAGAGCCUGGAGCCUGUUUCCGGUUCUGUGUCUCCCUCUCUCUCUGCCCCUCCCCAGCUCAUGCUCUGUCUCUCUCUGUCUCAAAAAUAAAUAAACAAUAAAAAAAAAAAUAAAAUAAAAACAUUUAAAUCUUUAAUCCAUCUGAAAUUUAUUUUAGUAUACAGAGUGAGGUUCGGGACAGAAGGGAUCUUUUUUUUUUUUUUUUUUUUUUCUUUAAAUUAAGCUGUUAAAUGGUUUUAGCCAGUUGUCCUAUUAAUAUUCAUUGACUUUUUUCCUCUAGUGGUUUGAAUUAUAUACUGAAUUAGAUACCAAAGUCUAUUUCUGAAUGUUCUCCUUUGUUCUGCUGAUCUAUUUCUGUGCCAAUACCACCUGUUCCAACUUUAAAAUAGGAUUUUUAGUACCAAGUAAAAUUAAGUUACCACUCUUUCUGUUAAUUCUCAGAUUAUUCUCAGAUCUUAUUAUAUAUUUAUUCAUGUGUACAUAUUUAUUAUACAUAAACUAAGGAAUUAUUUGGUCAUAUUCCCCCCAAAAUCUUAAUAUUUUUUUUGGUUGGAGUGGGGGGGCAUGUGGUCAAUAAAGAGUGCUCCUAUCUCACAA